Molecule: messenger RNA, 1617 nt
Organism: Lolium perenne
Lineage: Eukaryota; Viridiplantae; Streptophyta; Magnoliopsida; Poales; Poaceae
Source: RefSeq, a predicted model, not a curated record
AGUCUAGCCCGGACACAAAAGAAGUACAGAACGGAUCCCUCAAAAAAGGAAAAAGAAACAGAGCGGACGUUCCUCUGUUCCUAUCGAUCCCGUUGCUCGUCUGUUGCAACCGCCGCGUGAUUCCGGCCAACUCCGGCAUAUCGUGCCGCCCGCUCUAAGUCCUGUCUGCUCGUUCUUACCCCCGAUUCGCAUCCGCCUCCACGCCGUUUUGUCCCCGCCGCGACCGAGCGUGUAACCCUAGCCGCGCUUGGGUUUGCUGGUGCGGUUGCGCGCAGGUCGCCGGCCUCCCUCAGCUCCCGAAGCUCUGAAGCGUCACCUCCUUCUCCCCCGCUACCUCCUCCGCCGCGCGCUGUCGUGCGGCUCGGCAGGGACGACGUGACCGUGCGGUGGCAGUUCGACUACCUCCCUUCGUCAAGGUCACGCCGCCGCUCCUCUUCUACGUCCUCAGCUCAGUUGCCAGCAAUGGAUCCAGACGUGGAGUUUCUGCGGUUAAGUACCAUGUUGGACGACGCAUAUGUCCACGCUGCGGAUGAUGGCCGUUCUGUCUGUCUCGAUGUCUGCCAAGUGUCGUACAACGCAGUGUGGGCGGUGGAGCGGCGCCCAUGGACCGAUGGCCAAGGCCGCGUCACGCCUUUUAUACUCCUUCGCGGAGCAUACGGCCGUUACCUUGGGGCAACUGACACACCUUCUUGCUCUUUCCCAUGUCUACAGGUGGUCGCCGCACAACGCGACUUCGACGAGCCAAUGCUCAAGGAUAUCAUGUGGCAGGUCUUCAAAAGUGAUGGCAUGAUCACGUUGAUGUCUGCUACUGGGUGUUAUCUUGAGUAUUACUCCACACCUCGUAGUUCUUCCAUGACACGACUUUGGAAGGUGGACGUACGCCCGAGACUCAGUAGGCCGCGACUUAUGAUUGAUACAAAGUCCAAGUGGGUGAAGAUCCUCGCCAAUCUCCAACGGUUGUGGUCCUCAGAGCGGGAGGUUAAUUGGGUUCUCGCAGACUGCGCUGGUAAUAUAAAUGAUGCAUAUUGGGGAAAAUAUCUGUUUGAUGGCAGGGAUCUCUCUAACCUAGAGAAGGAUCUUAGCCAUUUGGUUGCCCUACCGACCACUCUCUGCAUUCGUGCUGGCCGCCACGGGCAACCAACCCCGCUUUGCGUCAACUUUCCCCGGAGCAAUGAACCAAUGCACGUCAUUUUAUUUUUGAACAACACAACAGGAAGUGAUAGACUGGUAUAUCCUGAUGUGAGCCAACAAGGUCCCCGAAUUAAGUUGGAUUGAAGUGAUCAACAAAAUGACCAGAUUUUUGUCAUCAUUGGGAAGCUCCUUCUGUGCAAGCGACCAUGGCAGAUGCUUCUGGUUGUCCUUGAGGGAAAUGCUGUCCAUUUGAUCGUCAUUCCAAUGCUAAGUCCAUAUUGAGUAGAUUCUGGAAUUGUUGGAUCAGAUGAACGUGCUUGGGUAGAACAAACUUUUAAGAGGCGUAUCUCUCCCUCUCUAAAUUUAUGCAACAUAUUCCAGUACAAAAAAAAAAUCUGCAACACAUUUGUCUUGCGCUUCAUUCACAAUCAUAUCGUAGACUUUGUAUCACAUUACCGCCAUGUAUGUAUUUCUCAUACAUAAUUU